Molecule: messenger RNA, 2220 nt
Organism: Sander lucioperca (pikeperch)
Lineage: Eukaryota; Metazoa; Chordata; Actinopteri; Perciformes; Percidae
Exons: 8
Coding region: 241-2025 (594 amino acids)
Biological process (GO): double-strand break repair involved in meiotic recombination
Source: RefSeq, a predicted model, not a curated record
AAUAUUCCGCGACAUUUUGUCACUGUCUACCUACAGGGAUUUAACUUAAUCAGCAAAAAAAUGUUUAUUUGAACCUUAGCAAGUACACUUAGUAACUUUAUCCAAGGCAUAUCUUCAACUUUCUUUAUUCAGUCAGUGUUGAUGUUCGCUAGCUGCCUACAUUAACAUUAAUUGUUAGUUGGCUAACGUUAUAAGCUAAAGCUAACCAUAAGGAUAUAACCGUAACACUGGAAAUUGUUUAUGGAAGAGGAGAUGGCCAAAUAUAAAGCAAAGGUCAACAGCAGUGUCAGCUUAGCUCCACCUCAGACUCGGUCACUCAGGUCAAGGAAAAGGGAAUGUCCAAGUGAUGAAAUCUCAGAGACUGAGGAUGUUAAGGCUGCUCUCCAUCCUCAGAACACUGAAGGAGAUAAUACAGCAGUGGAUGCUGCUCUGCUUCAGUGCCACCAGCCCCCUCUGCAGGAAUCUAUUAUGAUUUCAACUCAACAGCAUGAGGCAGCAGAACAGUCCUGUCUCACCAAACAAGAUCCUGACACACACAAAAAACAUACAGAAGCAACAGAUGUUUACUUGAAUGGGACAGGUAAAGCUUUUGAAGAGCAAGAAGGGACUACAGUCACCAAUCCCAACAAUGAUUCUCAGCCGGAGGGCUUAAGCGUACAUGCUGAUAAUGAUGCCACCAAGAGUGGAAAGGGCAAGGAUGAAAUGACUGCAGAGGAAUGUAGCAGAUCACCAUCUCAAACAUGCACUGAUCAACUUGAGGUCUUCUUGCCAAUCUCUGAAGAAGGUGAUGGAAGUGCUUUGGAGGAGCAGCUGGUUGCAGAGGAUAACUCUCAAUGUAAUUUGGAGAAAAAUCAAGAAACCAGCCGAGAAGAACCCAGCAAUGUGUACAUGGCCGAUGUCAAGGAAAUCACAAAGGACGCAGCAGUGGGCUUACCGGCCAAAAAGAAGCGAAGGAUGGGUAUGUGUGGUCUGACAGAGAGGGAGCGGAGUCACUUUUUACAGACACAAAAACGUGAGAACGGGCAGAAUGGACCGGAGAGAGCUGAGAAGCAGAUUUGUAAUGACACAGCUGACCUUGUGGCUCAGGAAAAGAUUGUAUCUUCAACCCCGUUAUCAUACUCAGUAUCCAUCCCAGUAGGCAGUGUCACAGAGCAGAGCGAGGCAGAGAUAAAACUUCAGUCCAGUCACUGUGGAGAGGAUGACAGGGCAGAAACUGAAGUCCACAUUGCUGUCCCUAUCUCAGAUGAGACCGGCACUGUGUGUGAUCCGGGCUGCUCGAAGGGAAAGAGUUGUGAGGUUGAAGGAGGCAUAGUGCCUGAUCCAGAGCAAACUGGUGACACAAAGUCAGACCCACCUGCAGAGGAGGAGCUUUUGGGGAAUCAGGAGCAGCAGGAACUUGAGGGACGCACAGCUGAGAUUGUGGCUGAAAAACCUCAGGAACAAAUUAAAGAUGGGGAAGAUGGGUCAGCACUAGUAGACCAAAGUCCUGCCUUCACUUUUGACUCUAAUCCAACUCAAAAUGAGGAGACUGAGAACCGGGAUGCAAUCAAGGCUGCCCUUCUUCAAGUGAAUAGUGCAACCAGGGCAAAAGACGAGAAGAAGGAAGCUGAUGCUGGGGACAGUGACGGACCUAAAGCAGACACUUCAACCACAGACACCCGGUCAGCGGAAUUCAACGCUGUGGAGCUCUGCGAGGCUGCAGUGACACCCAGUGGCUCAGAGAGGAAAGACAGCGGGGAUUGUGAUGAUAAACCUGAGGCCCCUCAGACCAGGGACACCGCUGACCCGUUUGGAUCUGGGUACUUGGAUUACGUGUCAGACUCGCAGCUGAACACCAUCGUUCUGACUGAGGUGAUGGAGAAGGAGGAAGAUCUUGGUUCUGCAGACUGUCACGAAGAUGCUACAGACCUGAUCUGUGGACUCAUCAGAGAACUCUCCUCUCUAAAUCGUAAGGUCAUGGCCACUCAUAGAGAGCUGGAGAACCUGCGCCGUGGCAGUAAAGCUUCCAGGAGCUCCAUCCGUUGAGGAUUCGUUUCAAGUCCCUGCCAUCCUGAGCUUAUGGUUGCCCUAAUGGUUUGUGGGUAAUGAAGGCACUUUUAAAUGUUACUAUACAACGUUUUUUUACUCUUGUACUAUUGACAGCUGGAAUGUUCAGUUAUAUAGCUCAGUUCUUGUUCUCCCCAAAUAAAGCAGGGUGUUUAUUACGUCAGUAAUCUUAAA